Phytophthora infestans T30-4 is the source of this 702-nucleotide messenger RNA. RefSeq names its product regulator of chromosome condensation (RCC1)-like protein. NCBI's taxonomy places the organism in Eukaryota, Oomycota, Peronosporomycetes, Peronosporales, Peronosporaceae. The record is from RefSeq and is a predicted model, not a curated record. The coding region runs from base 1 to 702 and encodes 233 amino acids. The transcript has 3 exons.
AUGGAGUGUCGAUGCGUGUCGGUCUCAGCUGACGGCAAUGGGCUCUUCAAUGAGUGUGUCUCUCCAACGGACCUGACGUUUGUGGCUGUGGACGGAGGUGAUACCUUCACGAUCGGCCGAUGCAAGGCAGUGGCUUGCGGCUCGAAUCACGCGUUGGUGCUGACCGAUUCGGGUCGCGUCGUAGCCUGGGGCUGGAACAGCUCAGGUCAAGUUGCGGCUGCUUCCAAGGAAAUGGUACAAACUCCGACGAUCGUAGAAUUUCCCAAGGCAGUGGAGAUUGUCGCGGUCGCUGCCGGGGGAAUGCACUCGCUCGCAGUUGACUCAUGUGGUCGCGUCUGGGCGUGGGGAUGCAAUACUUACGGUCAGUUGGGCAUUGGCUGUGAGAUGGACAAGCUUCAUACUCCUUCAUUGGUUGCAUUACCGGCCGAUGUCCACGCUCAGCGUAUCGCUGCCGGGUGGGCACACAGUGCAGUGAUCUUGACAUCAGGCGAGAUCUUCACUUUUGGCUGGGGGCUGUACAACCAGCUAGGCCACAGCACCACGCAGAGCGAGCUUCAGCCAGUUAUUGUCGACGCUCUUCAAGGACUCGACAGCAACAUCGUGCAGGUCGCGUGUGGCAAUUGGCACACAGCAGCACUGACAGAGUCCGGUGAUCUGUACACGUGGGGCUGGGGAAAGGAUGGUCAACUGGUGCGUUCUUGA